UUUCUCCUUGCGUUAUCUGGGAACAGUAGAGAACUCAUAUUGGAUUGAAUACACGGGAGACAUGGUUGGACUGUAAGAAGCAAAAGUUGUUGAAGAUGUUGGCACCACUCAGACCUAGAAAUUUUAGUGGGAAUUUCAGAAGAAUUACCCUGACAAAACCAGACAUGACCAGUGCAUUGCUUAGAUUUCCCUCUCUUCAGUGUUUACACAUACAAGUUGGAGACAAGGCUGAACUUACUAAAGCCUUCACACAGAAGGAUGUUGCUAGUUUUGCUGACUUAACUGGAGACACAAACCCACUGCAUUUGAAUGAAGACUAUGCAAAGAGAACUAGGUUUGGGAGAACAAUUGUACAUGGAGUUUUGAUCAAUGGACUUAUUUCUGCAGUUUUAGGUACUAAAAUGCCUGGCCCUGGUUGUGUGUUUAUUUCUCAAGAAAUUCACUUUCCAGCUCCCUUGUACAUUGGAGAAGAAGUCUUAGCUGUAGCAGAAGUGAAAAGACUGAAGAGAUCUAUUGCAUACAUCUCAGUAUCCUGUUCUGUUAGGGAAAGUGAAAAGAUUGUUAUGGAAGGGAUAGUGAAAGUCAUGGUGUCACAAGGUCAGCCCUCAUGACUUCAUGGUGCUUUGUUCUAUAAAAAGUUCAGAAAUAUGUAGAGGUUUUACAUGUAUGGUACCUCAAACCUUGGUAAGAGUGCCUGUAAAAACACUUUCAAGGACACAGUUUGCUGUUAAGUGCUACUGGGCUUUGUGGGGGAGAGAUGUCAAACCUCACUUUUGAUGGCGUGGAAAGACACCCAGAUGAAUAUGAUCCAUACUUAUCUUAGAUCUAUUACCAUGAUGUGCAACCAAGCCUAUUCUGUUCCCUAGCUUAACUGUCACCAAAAUAAACAUCACUGUUUACUGGAACCUUUUAAAAGGAAUAUUUACCUCACAUAAUGUUCUGGAGUUGGUCACAGAAAUUCCUGUCACCUGACUAGCAAAAAUGGAGCCAAGAUAAGUAUCAAUGAUAGAUUAAUAUAGUAUUCUCUUGGUUUCUUGUUACCAUCACACAGUAUGUGCUACUUUUCACGUGUCUAAUAUGUUACUUACUUAGUUUGAGGUUCUAGAUGUGGCAAAGGGCCAAAUCUCUCCCACCCCUUACUUGUAUGAAUUCAGGGAAUUGAAGUCUAAGGGACUAUGUGGGUGAAUAAAGCAAGCAACAUUUGAUUCAUGUUGACACAUGCACCUCGCCUCCUCUCCCCUGAUUUAAAAGAAUGAAAAGCUAUGUGAAUACAGCCAGUUAUUCAAA
Pelodiscus sinensis (Chinese soft-shelled turtle) is the source of this 1287-nucleotide messenger RNA. RefSeq names its product hydroxyacyl-thioester dehydratase type 2 (gene HTD2). The record is from RefSeq and is a predicted model, not a curated record. Gene Ontology annotation, molecular function: (3R)-hydroxyacyl-[acyl-carrier-protein] dehydratase activity. Gene Ontology annotation, cellular component: mitochondrion. NCBI's taxonomy places the organism in Eukaryota, Metazoa, Chordata, Testudines, Trionychidae. Gene Ontology annotation, biological process: fatty acid biosynthetic process.